AUGGUUCCACGGCCUCCAACUCCAGGUGCAGCUACAUUCGCGCCUUCCGGCUUUGUGCCCUCACCUCAGACAGUCGCUCUCGCUCUAGCCAUCGUGAAAGCAACACCUCCAAGAGCCUCAGCAAGAGACUAUGUACUUCAACUUCGAACCCAUCUCAAGCUUGGGCGAGACGCGAUUACCGGGAUUGAGCAGAGCCGUUACCUCGAUCUCGUUGCAUAUUGGCAGCAGAGAUGCGAGACUGCCGAGAUUGAAUGCAGAGAGCUCAGCAAAAAGGUCGCUAGCCUCGAGCGCGGUGUCCAUUGUCUGGGAAAUUUAGCAGCAGACACUCCCGAGGAAGAGGCGCAACUCGCACCCUCGGCUCUCAAGAAGAAAGGACCAACGCCCGCGGCGAAACGGCCAAGGAAUACAAGGGCACAGGUAGCAAAGCCAGCUACACCUGACGAGGUACUGGAGGACGACCUACACCUGUUUGAAACACUUGGAUGUCAUGGUAUGACAGUCGCGGAGCAUUACUGGACCGCCCAGACACUCCUCAGACGACCUGGAGCCAAUGUCGAUAGCAUCUGUGGCAGUGUCGUAGGGAUUGCGAGCGCCUUGGGUCAGAUCUUCCCCAUCAUUGCAAAGAACCAGGAUCACCUCGCUGUUCGCACAGUUGAGCAAUCUCAACUGCGUCACAUUGGCAAAGACAAGUCUGAGCUGUCGUGCUUGAUGUCCGCAUGCGCAAGGGCGUGGACACUAGUCAUCGUGGCUCUUGACAAGCUUGAAGAGGAUAGCCCAGAAUCACGUCGUCCAGGACUAGUAAUCUUUGAAUGUGUGAAGCUCAUCUCUGCAGCUCUGGAUGCAAUCAGACUGGCUGCGAGACAUGCUGCGUGGAAGAAGGGCGGUCGCUCCACUAAUGAAACCAUUCAGGAGUCUGUUGGCGCCCGCAGCAUAGCUCAUCUUCUCGCUACGUUCAUCGGCCAUCUGGGGAAAGACAGUGCAGUCCAUCACCGACUCUUUGACGGUAUCGCGUAUGUCCUAUUUGAGCGCGUCGGCGAUCAGCUGUACUACUGCACCUUCGAACGUCAGCGUAGUGCUACCAUUGAAGAGCGUAUCGUGCCGCCAUCAGAAUCCACGGACCCGCACGAGAUUGCUCGUCAUGCUACAGAUGCCGCAGCCAUUCGACUCGAAGUCAAAGCCUUGGUCAUCAUCUUGGAGAGGGCAAUGAGUGUCGCUCCUUUGCAUUUGAACGAACAGACUGUGAAGAAGAGCAGGGCUGCGCUCGCUCGAACAGUGAGCCUCAAGAACGUAUCGUCUACGAGGAUCAGACUGAGCUCGCUUGCACAAGAGCGCUUGCAGAGGACCUUGAUCACAUGUACAUUCGGCCACCAGGUCGACGACGACUUCAAGGAUAUACUCACGAAACCAGUCAGCAUGGGACGUCCUCCGCCGGCACCGAAGAUCAAGGAUGAGGAUGUACCGGAGUGGUACCAGUCACAGGUAUGGAGGCUGGUAGGCUGGGAGAUCCUUGAAAAGGACGGCGAAUGGGUGACUCAAGACAUGUGA
Molecule: messenger RNA, 1545 nt
Organism: Didymosphaeria variabile
Lineage: Eukaryota; Fungi; Ascomycota; Dothideomycetes; Pleosporales; Didymosphaeriaceae
Exons: 3
Coding region: 1-1545 (514 amino acids)
Source: RefSeq, a predicted model, not a curated record